AUGAAAAGUGGCUUUGCAGCGAAUGUGCCUGACACGGGGGCGAGACCAUUUUCAUUUCUCGACGCACCGCCGGAAUUUUUCGUGGCGACACGUUCGCCCGUUACACAUGCGCCACAGCAGCGGCCUAAAGCGUCGAAGGAAUGCUACAGUGUGUAUGGCUCCACCGACCCGGUGGACGACUUGGCACGGGUGCCCUCCGCGGAGGACAUGACGCUCGCGGACCACCAGCGCCAACUGCCGCGGCUGCCAAUCCCCCAGCUGCAGGACACGUGUGCGAAAUUCCUGAAGUCUGUUGAGGCUAUUGCCUCAUCGAUGGAAUACUUCGUCGUGAGAAAACUCAUUGACGAGUUCGAAGCACCUGGUGGAGUGGGAGAAAAACUCGACGCGCUCCUACGUGAUUGGGACAAGCGCUGCGAAGAGCCAAGCUGGCUGGAAGACUUCUGGGACGACGCAUACCUCUGCCCGCGGGGUCCCAUUCCGAUCAACGUGAAUUAUUUCUUUGGCUUCAGCGCCCACCCAAAUGCGAGUGCCAUGACACAGAUUGGCCGAGCCGCGAGUUUGCUUCACGGCGCAGUGGCAUACCACCUUGAAAUACGUAAUGGCACUUUGUUAUCCGAAUACGAGCGAGAAAAGCCUGUGUGCAUGAGUCAGAACCGCUUUCUUUGCUGCACAUCGAGGCUACCUGGAAGGAGGCGUGACCGCAAGGUGUGCUACUGUGAUCUCCCCGCCUUGACAGAGGAUGAGCUGCAGUCUAAGAGUGUGGAAUUCGUCUCCCUCCCACACCCACCGCGGCAUUGCAUUGUGAUACAGCGCAACCGCUUCUUCGUUGUGGACGUACUGCAUGACGACCGUACAGCCAUUGACAUUGAGGACCUCGUUGUAGCAUUACGGCUUAUUCAGGAGAAAGUUGAACACAAUGAAGAGGCGGGCCCACCUGUCGGCCUAUUAACGACAAUAGAUCGCGCCCAGUGGUUCGAGGCGCGGGAACACCUUAAGGAGUUGGGCAACUACGAGACACUGCGUGCGAUUCAGUCCGCCAUCAUCUGUCUGGCGCUUGAUAGCGUGGAGGUGGUCACGUCCGACGAGGCCGCCCGCAUAUUUCUCCAUGGCAGUGGUACCAACAGGUGGUUUGACCGCCACAACAUUAUUGUGACGCGUGAUGGUUGGGCAGGCGUUAACUGGGAGCACUCCGUCUCCGACGGCACGGCAACGCUGCGUUUAGCGGACCGCAUGUAUAAAUCUGACUGUGAACACAACUUCACAAUGGAGACAAUUGCGACACUUAUGACAGACAGGUCUCGCCGCACCCGGGCUGCCGCACGCAUCUCCGAGUUGGAGUGGAAGCUUGACGCGCAGGUGAAUGCAACAAUGCGGGAGGCAUUUUUCAACUACAAAGCAAUGAUCGAAGUUAACGAGACUGUUGUUCUGCGGUUUCGCGACUUUGGUGGUGCUUACUUGAAGGAAGCCAAAGCGUCACCGGAUGCAUUUGUGCAGCUGGCUUUUCAACUCGCGUACUACCGUAUGUUCGGCCGCACGUGUGCCACGUACGAGGCGGCGAGCACGCGAACAUUUCUGCACGGCCGAACGGAGUGUGUGCGUAGCGCCACUAGAGCCGCGCUGGAUUUCUGUCGGACGGCUUCCGAGCCGAUAUUCUCCAAGCGUGUGGGAUCAGUUGUACCCACACAGCGUGCGCUGCUGCGAGAAGCCAUGAUACAGCAUGUUGAAAACAUGAAGCAAGCGAAGAACGCACACGGGAUCGACCGCCACCUCCUUGGCCUGCGGCUGCAGGCGGUGAAGCACGGCAUUUCCAUCCCGGACAUAUUUGAAAACAUUGUCUUCAAGCGCUCUGCACAUUGGCUUAUGUCCACCUCGCACUGUGGGAGCGUCAGCCUGAGCUUGUUUGGCUUUGGGCCUGUGGUGGGCGACGGCUUUGGCAUCGGCUACAUGAUCAAGAACGACCAUAUUGAUGUUUGCAUCACCUCCAAGUACACUCAGCCCUUUACGAGCGCACAGAUCUUCGCCACAACUCUGAAGUCAUCGCUGCUGCACAUGGCAGCCAUUCUUGAAAGUGAGUCGGCGCACAACCGGGCGGAAGCGCGCACCAUGCUCUUCACUCACCCUACAGGCUUUAAUGAUUUCAAGUAUGAUCCUGAAGAAGGAUUUGUCUACACGAGUUACCAAAUGAGCGACAUGCAGAGAUCCUCCAGCUCCAUGAUGAUACCGCAGUGA
Messenger RNA from Trypanosoma grayi, 2229 nucleotides. RefSeq names its product carnitine O-acetyltransferase. The transcript has a single exon. Gene Ontology annotation, biological process: carnitine metabolic process. Gene Ontology annotation, molecular function: carnitine O-acetyltransferase activity. NCBI's taxonomy places the organism in Eukaryota, Euglenozoa, Kinetoplastea, Trypanosomatida, Trypanosomatidae. Gene Ontology annotation, cellular component: mitochondrion. Bases 1 to 2229 code for a protein of 742 amino acids. The record is from RefSeq and is a predicted model, not a curated record.